Molecule: messenger RNA, 3631 nt
Organism: Malurus melanocephalus (red-backed fairy wren)
Lineage: Eukaryota; Metazoa; Chordata; Aves; Passeriformes; Maluridae
Product: inactive carboxypeptidase-like protein X2
Exons: 8
Biological process (GO): proteolysis
Molecular function (GO): metallocarboxypeptidase activity; zinc ion binding
Source: RefSeq, a predicted model, not a curated record
AAACCUAUUUUAAGUCCACACAGGACGGUGGAAUUCAGAUUUCCAUGUUUCUUUCAUGAUUUGUGCCAAAGCACCUCUGUAUCUGAAAUUCCUAAGGAUGUAAAAACUCUUUUAUUUCUUUCCUCAGACCCAAAUAAUUAUUACCACAGAAGAAAUGAAAUGACAACCACAGACAAUCUGGACUUCAAGCAUCACAACUACAAGGAAAUGAGGCAGUUGAUGAAAACUGUGAAUAAAAUGUGCCCAAAUAUCACAAGAAUUUACAAUAUUGGAAAAAGCAACCAAGGACUGAAGCUGUACGCCGUCGAGAUUUCUGACAACCCAGGAGAACACGAAGUUGGGGAGCCAGAAUUCCACUACAUCGCGGGAGCUCACGGGAACGAGGUGCUGGGYCGGGAGCUGAUCCUUCUGCUGAUGCAGUUCAUGUGCCAGGAGUACCUGGCUGGGAACCCACGCAUCGUUCACCUCAUCGAGGGCACGAGGAUCCACCUGCUGCCCUCAGUGAACCCUGACGGAUAUGACAAAGCCUACAAAGCGGGUUCAGAAUUGGGGGGCUGGUCUCUAGGACGGUGGACUCAGGACGGCAUUGACAUCAACAAUAACUUCCCUGAUUUAAACUCUCUCCUCUGGGAGUCAGAAGAUCAGAAGAAGAGCAAAAGGAAAGUUCCAAACCAUCACAUCCCGAUCCCUGACUGGUACCUGUCAGAAAAUGCCACUGUGGCAGUGGAGACACGAGCAAUCAUAGCCUGGAUGGAAAAAAUCCCUUUCGUGCUGGGUGGCAACUUGCAAGGGGGAGAGCUGGUGGUGGCCUAUCCCUACGACAUGGUGAGAUCCAUGUGGAAAACCCAGGAUUACACCCCCACGCCCGACGACCACGUCUUCCGCUGGCUGGCGUAUUCCUACGCCUCCACACACCGGCUGAUGACGGACGCCAGGAGGAGAGCCUGCCACACCGAGGACUUCCAGAAGGAGGAUGGCACUGUCAACGGAGCCUCCUGGCACACCGUGGCUGGAAGYAUAAAUGACUUYAGCUACCUGCACACCAACUGCUUUGAGCUCUCCAUCUAYGUUGGCUGUGACAAAUACCCCCAUGAGAGUGAGCUGCCUGAAGAGUGGGAGAACAACCGCGAGUCCCUGAUUGUUUUUAUGGAACAGGUCCAUCGUGGCAUCAAAGGCAUUGUGAAAGAUGUGCAUGGAAAAGGAAUCCCAAACGCUGUUAUUUCAGUGGAAGGUGUUAACCACGACAUUCGCACAGGAGCUGACGGGGACUACUGGCGCCUCCUCAACCCGGGCGAGUACGUGGUGGGCGUCAAAGCCGAGGGCUACACGGCCGCCACCAAAACCUGCGAGGUCGGCUACGACAUGGGCGCCACCCAGUGCGACUUCACCAUCUCCAAGACCAACCUGGCCAGGAUCAAGGAGAUCAUGAGGAAGUUUGGGAAGCAGCCCAUCAGCCUGGCGGCGCGCCGGCUGCGGCACCGKGYGCGGCACUGGCAGCGGCGGCGGCGGUAGAGCGCSGUCUGGUUCGGCUUCUCUCCCUCCRCCCGGCUGUAGUCGUAGUGAGAGUUUCGUAGCCCAUCUCUAAAUGCAUUUUUUCYCUGCACGAGGCCUUUCUGUUAGUGGAGCUGGGGUGGGGGUUCUCAUUUUCGUGGGGAAAGAAUGGGAAACAAAGCUCGAGUCAAACUGAGAGGAGCCCCGGGUUGAGGGGAGAGAUGGAGAAUGAAGGAAGGUGUUUCGGGAUGGCCUGGAAUGAAAUGUUUUUUGCUUGUUGGGUUAUUUAAGCCUUUGUAAAUGGGUUUUCUUUAAAAAUGGAAGGGAAAAGAUUAAAAAAAAAAAAGAACAACAAUGAAAAAGAGAUACUUAUAAAGAAAAGGUGUUCCAAAUGAGAAACUGAAAAGUGUUGUAUCUAAAGUAUAAAAUUGGUAUAUUUUUGCAACUCAAAAAAGUUUUGACACUCUAUGUUUUAUUCUCAUAUGGGAAGAAAAGCUGAGAGGGGACAACUUCUGUUCUAUAUGGUUAAAACUUGUGCCAAAAUUUCAGUCCCUCUUUCCCUGAAAGUUCCCCUUUUGCCAAGCACUAUAUUUCGGGGAAGAAACCUGCAGUGAGUAACCCACCUUUGCUUUCCUGCUUGGGUUGUUUAGAUUUAAGGWUGCUUUGUGCUUCCAGAGUUUAAUGUCAGGAGUGUUGUCCCCUCUGGCUUUUUAAGGCUGCAUUUUUAGUCCAUGAACUAAACCCAACAAAAAGGUUCUGGGAUCAGGAGUUCUCCCCUAAUGUGUGAGAAGGACUUGAACAAAGUUUCUCCAGAGGGUASAGCCGCUUGUACCCCGUGUGUGAGAGGAGGGGCUGAGUCACUGAGAGGUGCUUAAUUCCCAAAUCCACCGAUGCCAUCUUCUUUCUCGAUUUUUGGCUGACUUGAAGUGCCUUUUGUGCUCUUGCACAUCUCAUGCCAGUGCYUUUGGUGACAUGUGCAGGGUUCUGGGCUCCUCUGCAUGGCCAGCUCACCUYGCUGCUGCUUUUCUGGCCUUAUGCAUCUUUGGGAGCAGGAUUUGUGCUUUACUGUCAGCUUUUGAGUAAUAAAAUUGUACAGCAGGAMAGGAUUGAGGUUCAGGAAAGAUGCAGACCCCCUCUAGGAAAGGAUUAACUAACACUGGACAAAGUGCCAAAUGAUGAAAAUAAAACUUUUCUCCAUUAGCUUCAAUGUUAUGACCUAAAUUAUGCCAAAAAACCAGAGUCAGUUGCAUGAUUUUAGCCAGUCUGUGGCUAAAUAAACAUCUCUUAACAUUCUUGGUAGGAAGAACUACAGCAUACUCCUCCAAAUACAAUUCUGUUGUAAACAUUUUGAUUGCUAUUUACAGUUUUUGCCAAUUUGAUAGGACUCUUGGAAGAGACAUUCAGCAAAGUAUAAUUGAAACCGAGGGGGAAAAUAAAGCAUGAGUAGGAAAGUUACUGUAAAAAUACCAUGUGUUCAUUUUCUUGAGAGGUCAGAAGGGAUUAAUGAUGGUUUUGGGCCUGUAAGAAAGUGAAAUAAUUUUGGAAUAUGGAGUAAUGACAGCAGACAAUUUGUUUGCAGUUAAAUUUGACUUGUUCAUUGGCAUAURUAGAUUUUUAGAUAGAUCAAAACCACACAAGAUUUUUUGGGUUAUGAACAGAGUUUUUUGGGUUGACUCUCUUUGGAGUCGCACAAGGGCUACCCAGUCAUUUUGCUGGGGGUGGUUGGAAUGCACAGGCAAAGGUGGAAAAAAACAUCCAAAUAGAAAUCACUCUGAUAAUUGGAUUAAAGGUGGAAACCACUGUUUUAGUCCUGACAGGUCUGUUCCUUCUACCUGGAGAUGAUGGUGUGAGAGUUCAACUUUCAAACCUCAAGUGAGGUUCUCUCAACGAGAAAUUAUUCUUCAAUUGAUAACAAGAAGUGGAUUUGAUGGGGAGUUUUUGGGCAUCUCUUGGCUGAGAUUGGAUGGACUGAGAUUGCUGAAGGUCUCAGGUGCUGGGGACAGUGGCUGUGCUGUCCCUUCCUGGCUGUCACUAGAGCUUGCACGAGUUUGGGCACRGCAGAACUGGGACUAAUGCAGGUGGCCUUACUCCAUUUUAGUCAGGCAUUCCUAAAUAAAUGGCCUAAUAGCUGUCAAGCAGA